AUGUAUAUAACGACUUUAAUUAUUUGUGCACGGUCAACAUAUACUUUACCUUUGAACUUGGAUUAUAAUGCGUUGACUGCAGGGUUUAAGAGAAAGAAGGGUUUGGGAAAGGAUGAAGCCGAGAGGGUGUACGAGUGCCGAUUUUGCUCCCUCAAGUUCUGCAAAUCUCAAGCACUAGGCGGCCACAUGAACCGGCAUCGACAAGAGAAAGAAACCGAGACGCUCAAUCGAGCUCGUCAGUUGGUGUUCUGCAACGAAAGUCUCGCCGGCGCUGCAGCAGUCAUCGGAUUGAAAGAUCUAGCUCGCACGAGCUCACAAAUCCACAUCGGGGGCUACCAACACUUCGCUGCCGGCGCCGGCGCCGGCGGCGGCAACGGCAGUAUUAACGGAGAAGCGUUUCUUCAAUUCCGACCAGUGGUUUAUCCGAAUGCACCCGUGCAGCAAUACAUUUAUCCUUCUUAUUCCCCACCCUCACACUCGCUUCCAUACACAUCGCCACGCGUCCAACGCUCCGACGCCACCAUCGGCGAUUACUGUGUUGGCCAUGUCGCCUCCGGGAGCGCCCAGCGUCAAGCACAGUACGGUCCUCAUCGAGAUCCCGGUUUUACAUGCUACGGAGCGCCUCUGUCUCACAGCUCCUCCUCGGUCGAGGAAGCGCGGCCAGCGACUUCAAGAGAUCAUGAUGCGCCAUGCAAUCUGAAGUAGAAGAAUUAUUAUUACUGACGAUGUGACUUCCUGAGUUUGCGGCAUGUACUAACAAAUGGAACAUCCACAAUUUAAUUAGACCUCCAAGCUCGUUCUUCCAAA
Messenger RNA from Zingiber officinale, 807 nucleotides. Its product is annotated as zinc finger protein STAMENLESS 1-like. The record is from RefSeq and is a predicted model, not a curated record. Gene Ontology annotation, molecular function: DNA-binding transcription factor activity. The transcript has 3 exons. NCBI's taxonomy places the organism in Eukaryota, Viridiplantae, Streptophyta, Magnoliopsida, Zingiberales, Zingiberaceae. The coding region runs from base 1 to 705 and encodes 234 amino acids.